GAUUUCCCGAAACACAUAUAUACAGGGGCUUUGCGUGUAGAUUUAUACUAUGCCCUUUAUGCGGGUUGUUAAAAAUACUAUCCAACACCCAGCGUUCCAAAACCUUCCAAAAUCGUUUAAUUGGAUUGAUUCCCUAAAGUUCAUCUUGAAUAACUGUUAACUGGACAUGAUUUUAAACAUACGGAGCUGAAAAUCAUUCAUGACACCGAUUGGAUUUUGCCUGGAAUAUAUAUAGCUGUUCUCCAUGUACUCUGUUGUCGUGGACAUAACAAGAAAAGGAGUUAGUUUGUGAAUAUUUUUAAGUAAUUGAAAUGUUGUGACCUCGCGAAUGUGGACACAGUAUUGUGAAGACAUUCUGAGAAUCAUUUAACUCCAAGAGUGCACUUACCAUUCGAUGGUAGCGUAUUCGGUAAACUAUUUGGCACGACUGAUUGAUGAUAUCUAUGAUAUGACCCAACAUGGCUAUUUUCAGCUAUAUUAUGUUUUAUGGAUUAUUCAUUUUUAUACAAGCAAAUGUGUCUGAAGGUGUUGAGUGUUACCAAUGUUCACAUGCCAACGGCACAGGAUCUCCAGACUGUAUCGAGCCAUUUCCAAACCCUGUACCACUCACUAAUAUAACCGUUGUUGAAUGUGAAAAGUAUUGCAUUAAAUCCGUCACCAUGGAAACCGUUACGAAUCCGAUGGGCGGAACAGCGAAAGAGUUCUACGCCACAUCAAGGACGUGUGGAUCACAGUGCAUAGAAGCAUGCUACAGGGCUGCACCGGGUCGGCCCAAAGAGACCUGCACAUACUGCUGCGAGGGAGAACUCUGUAAUACUGCCAACACUAUUUCUCAUAGCCUGGCAUUUCCACUCAUCCUGCUGACUUUUGCAUUGAAGCUUCUUUAGAAAGACCCAUUCUAUGAUAUCCUCAAUUUUAUAUUUAAAAUUACCCCUACACUGUGGAAGCUUAAAUUGUUAUCCAGAUGAAAGAUGAUAGGAUAAUUUUCUGUGGAAGUCGAAAUGUUUUUAGCGAAAGGUCAGAGGGCAAGAUCUAGGAACUCGUCAUGUCUACAUCCUUUAGCUAGCACUGUCUUUUCAUUUUUACAUCCUUUAGCAGAGAUGGUCAGAUGAUACGACCUCUCUAGUAGAAAGGAUUAGAUGAUCAUGUUUACUUGCUUUAGAAGAAAUAAUAGGAUGGCAAGAUGCUUCCCCCAUGGUAGCGUCGAUAUCGCACAAGCAAUAUUUAGGAAAAUAAUUAGAUUUCUGGGAUUUUGCCAUCUAAUCAUCUCAUCAAAGAAUGUAGACAUGACGAGAUCUGAGAUCCUAUCAUUUCCUCCUCCCCUCUUCAAGACCCGCUGCGUCUUUUCCCCAUGGCGUUUUUCAUCUUUUUCAAUGUUGUUGUAUUGACACUUGUCAAUAUCAUGGUGGAGGAGGAAACGAUAUGUUUGCCCCCCCCCCCCCCCCCCAUUGACGCCUCUGAUAAUUGAAAUUGAUAACUGAAAGCUUGGAAUAGCAGAGUAGAGUUGUAUUGGCAUACCGGUGCAAGAAAACAAACUGAUGUUUGUCGCCAUCUAUACGCAACUGUAGGGAUAUACUAGCUAACUUCGAUAAUGAAUCAUUUAGUUUCAAACGCUCUGCAUGUAUAAGGAACACUUGAUACAGAUUGACUUGGUAUGAUAUUAAACUGUCUUUUUUUUAAUUUAGAAAUAUAGCAAGUAACUAACAUGCUUUUAUAGAGGGUACGUGUAUCUUAACAUGUAGAUUUCUUUCCAACUAUUAAAUGUUAAGGUAAUAAAAAUUCGAAUGCAAAAAGGAUGCGAAAAAAAGCAACGAUGCUCCCAUCCUGGUCCAUGUGCUAAGGUGAGAAAUGAUGACAAUCUAUUAACAAUAUAUUUCUCCCUGGAUAUGUUUAAAUUCCAUGGUUACACCCUUUUGAUAAUCAAUAGAGUGCUUCAGUAUUGUUAUUAUGCAGACCCUGAAAUAUUACCUUUUAAGUUAUAUAAUAGAAGGGAUCCAAAAAGUGGUACUCGUACUGCUUGUUCAUAUAAUACAACUAUUGCCAAAGGCCCAUUAUUUUGGAUUGAUAUAAAACCGAAUUUAAAAAAUCCGGUAACAGAUAUUAUCUUAAACGUAAAUUGAAAAACCUCUAUUUUAAAUAUCUGAAUAAUAAUUAAUCGGCUUCUUAAUCAUGUUAAUGUUCAUCCUAACUAUUGUCAGUCCACCCUCAUCUCUCUCUCUCUCUCUCCCCCCCUUUUUUUUAAAAGGCAAAUUUCCUUGUUUUUCCCCUUUGAUUAAUAUUGAUAUUAAAUAAUGAUAUUUAUUAUUGGCAAUAAUUUUAAGUUAUUCAUAGAAAAAUAUAAAUCACAAGCUUUUUAAAAAUAGUUUACCCUUCGUAUUUUCAAUUUUGUAACAUAUCUGUCUCAAAUCAGGAAUGUUCAGAUGUUAUUGCUAUUUUCUAUUUAUAUUGAAUGAUGUUAACGUAUUGUAUUAUUCUUAUUUAAGAUUUAUUCUUUCUUGCUGGAUGUUACAUUGUAUUAUAUUUUGUGAGAUAUGAAAAUAAACACAACUGAAACGGAAACGACUUUCCCAGGCGCAUACAUUACAUGUAUGAAACGUUGUUAAAGAUAAAUUCCAGUUUUGGUAACGAUCUCAAAAUGACUUUUUACAGAAUCUAAUGUAAUGACCACCCAAGUGUCUGUUUGUAUGAAUAAAAAAUAUGUGCCAAAGGAUUCUGGAAGAAAUUGUGUAAUUGCGGAGAAAUAAGCAAAAUAAGCGCGGAUUCUGUCACUUCCGUCGGGUCUUUAUUCCAGCAAUAAUAAUACACUGUCCCACGUGCGCUUAUCUGUGUUGGUGAUCUUCAGUGUGAACAUUUUUCAGCGUAGAUUUCAAGAUUUCACAGAGUUCAGUUUAUGUAACUGUACCAGAUCUAGAUCCUCGAUGAUAUACUGACAAUUAAGCCUGGUUUUACAGACUUUCUAAUGAAAUCAGUGUUUACUGCAAAUACUGGCAUUUCUCUUUAAGGUAAUACGAAAAUGGGCAAAAUGUAUUUUUUUUUUCAUCAUAAAAGCAUUGUUAAUGGAACCACUACAUUUGUGUUUAAUUUCAUCUAGGUAGUUACGACCUUCACACAUUAUACUGUCUUGUACACUAUAAACUCCUACAUUUAAUACACACUUGUACAGUAAGCACUAUUAAAUAACAUACACACUUGGUGUUCUACAAUAUGUAUUAUUAGGGCUUCGUUUACAUAAUAAACACAUACCCUACACGAAAGUUAGACAUUAUUUAUUUUAAGGGGAUUUUUACCCAAAUCACCUCAACUUGGAAGAGAAAACACCUUUUUCCCCCUUUUUCUUACCCCCAAUUCACAUCCAUUCGAAAUUAAAACCAUUUCUAUGGUAGAUUCUUCCCCUUAAUAAACCUGCACCUCCUGUAUG
Messenger RNA from Lytechinus pictus (painted urchin), 3418 nucleotides. RefSeq lists its product as uncharacterized. The coding region runs from base 459 to 887 and encodes 142 amino acids. The record is from RefSeq and is a predicted model, not a curated record. NCBI's taxonomy places the organism in Eukaryota, Metazoa, Echinodermata, Echinoidea, Temnopleuroida, Toxopneustidae. The transcript is spliced from 3 exons.